AAAUAAUUCAAUUCAAUUCAAUUCAAUCAUCUUAUCAUAUCCCAAUUCAUAAGCUACAUCGCAUAGUAACUACAGGAAUCAUGAGUUCAUCUACUUCAGAAAGAAUUCCUUUGCUAACUGGCAAGAUCCCUGAGAAUCCCAUCAUAUUACCUGGUGAUAGUAAAAACCCUGAUAUACUACCGUCAAUUAAUAAUAAUAAUAAUAAUAGACCCAUCAAUAAUACAACCAAUAAAUCCCCUCAUCUUCCUCAAGCUAAUAAAAUUGGAUCCAAAAUAUCUCAAUCAUCCAAAAUCGGUCUCCAAAGAACAAGUAGAACUUCUCAAAAACUUAAAUUAUUACCGGAAGAUCCUCCUGAUUUAGAACAUAAACCAGUAGCUUCGACUGAUGAUGAUGACGAUGAUGAUGAUGAUGAUGAAGGUGGUCUUCAACGGACUAGAGUAUAUUCUCAAGUUAAAAAAAUUACCGAUACUUCAGCCAGAAAAGAUGCUGAAAUAUUAGGUAAGCUGCAUCGUGAUUUAUUACCAAGAGUAACUGCUUAUUGUACUUGUGGUUCAUAUAGAAUGAAAGAUUUAUUAAGAUGGUUAAAAGAUAGAAAGAGAAUACAUAAUACAAGUCCUAAACUUUUCGAUGAAUGUCUUUAUACUCCAUUCAUUUAUAAAGAUUGGAGAAAUGAUUCUGAUCAUAAUAAUAAUCUUAAUAGCAUCAAUAACAAUAAUAAUAAUAAUAAUAACAACAAUAAUAACAAUAAUAACAAUAUCAUCAAUGGUGGUGGUGAAGGCUCAGAUAAUCAUACAUUAAUCAGACUUGCUGAUGAAGGUGGUGAAAUCGAUAUAGGUAGAAAAAAUGAUAUUUUUAUCUUUGAAUAUGGUGUGAUUAUUCUUUGGGGUUAUACUAAAAAGGAAGAAGCUCAUUUCUUAGAAGAUUUAGCUAAAUUUGAAAGUGAAAAAUUAUCAUCUGAAGAUAUUCAAAUUGAAGAAUUUAAUUAUUAUAUUACAAAAUCUUAUCAACCUAGAAUUUAUAAUGAUUUUAUUACUUUAAGAGAUGAUAAUAAUUAUAUGUUAAAAUUAUCAAUAUCUCAUGCUUUAGCUCAAUCGGCUAAAAUUUCUUUAUUUGAAGAAUUAGUCGAUAAUACUAUAGAAGAUACUCAAGAUAUUCCUCAACAAAUCGCUCAUACUGGUAAAGUUGAAAUGACAAGAGAUGAAAUUAUGAAAUCCAUUGGGGAAUUAUUCAUUUUAAGAAUUAAUAUUAAUUUACAUGGUUCAGUAUUGGAUUCUCCUGAAUUAAUGUGGGCCGAACCUCAUUUAGAACCAAUUUAUCAAGCUACAAGAGGAUAUCUUGAAAUCAAUCAAAGAGUUGAAUUAUUAAAUCAAAGAUUAGAAGUCAUUUCUGAUUUAUUACAAAUGUUAAAAGAACAAUUGGGUCAUUCUCAUGAAGAAAAUUUGGAAUUCAUCGUGGUGGUAUUGGUGGGAGUUGAAGUAUUGGUUAGUGUAAUUAAUAUUAUUAUAGAUAUAUUAACCUACUAAGUUUUUUUCUAUUAUAGAAAACUAU
Molecule: messenger RNA, 1548 nt
Organism: Scheffersomyces coipomensis
Lineage: Eukaryota; Fungi; Ascomycota; Pichiomycetes; Serinales; Debaryomycetaceae
Exons: 1
Coding region: 81-1523 (480 amino acids)
Source: RefSeq, a predicted model, not a curated record